Oncorhynchus mykiss (rainbow trout) is the source of this 1955-nucleotide messenger RNA. Lineage: Eukaryota; Metazoa; Chordata; Actinopteri; Salmoniformes; Salmonidae. The record is from RefSeq and is a predicted model, not a curated record.
AUCUGUUAUUGACUCAUGUUUCUCCUCCAUGUCAUCGCCAGUAAAACCAGUAACAAAAGCAUCCCUGCCUUUCAAAACGUGGGUCUCAUGCAAAAGCAGAAAUCGUUCACAUUCUAUUUUGUACUGUUGUUUUGUACAGAACAUCAUAGGAUGUGGGAAAAUUUUGCAUCAACUUACACCUGUGACCUGCAGAUGCACAUCUAUAUCACGUGAUUUGUUCUAAGCCUGCCACACAUUUCUUGUAAAUCACUCUGCUCUACAGUGUGCUGUUAAUCCCUCCCCCUAUUGGACAACUGGUUGUCAACUGAAUGCUUUUUGUUGUUAAUAUAUGCACAAACUGUCUCUUCAGAAGAUUUAAAGUCCAUGCCCCUUGAAACUCAUUGGCUGAAUUGAAAUAUGACCUAGGGAAACAAUGUCAUCAUUACAUUGUUGUUCGUAUAAAAGCUGAUGGGUAGAGACAAGAUUUGAACUUGAUUCCAGAUUUCAAUAAUCUCGUAGACCAGGAUUUACAGUAUCAUCACCGUGGGAUGGCUUCCAAUAGCUGUAAAAGCAAAGUUCUUUUGAAUGUGCUUUCCUAUCUUGACUACAAGACAGGAAAAUUCAUAAUUGUAGGAAGCAAGAGAGUCGGCAGUUUGUACAGAGUUAUACAAUUAUCCAUCAUUGGAUACCUUGUUGGGUAUGUAUUCCUGAGCAAGAAGUCCUACCAGACCAAAGAGGAAUCUAUCCAGAGUACUGUGAUGACCAAACUGAAGGGAGUGGCGGUCACCAACACAUCAGAGUUCGGACGGAUGGUGUGGGGACCUGUGGACUAUGUCAUUCCACCCCAGGGGGAAGCAGUUUUUUUCAUUGUUACCAAUUUUAUAGAGACACCAAACCAGAAGUUGGGCCACUGUGCUGAGUUGUGGGGUAUUGUUCCACAGAGCCCCAAUGUGCCAGAUGGCCACUGUAAGGGAGAUGAAGACUGUGCAGAGGGAGAGUUGGUGGUAGCUGGCCAUGGAGUUAGGACAGGCCGCUGCUUGAGAGACAAUGGGAAAUCCAAUGGUACAUGUGAGAUAUAUAGCUGGUGCCCCGUUGAGAGAAGAUGCCAACCACAGGAUAGACAUAAGCACACGAAUAUGUUAAGAGAAGCUGAAAACUUCACCAUCUACAUAAAAAAUGUCAUCCGAUUUCCCAAAUUCAGUUUCUCAAAGGCCAACGUUCAGGACACGGCUGAUAAAUUCCAUCUGAAGAAAUGUCGCUACGAUGAGGCUCUUGAACCCUACUGCCCCAUAUUCCGUCUGGGAGACAUUGUUAACCAAACUGGACACAGCUUUCAGGACAUGGCUUUGAAGGGUGGUUUAAUUGGAAUUCUGAUUGGGUGGGAGUGCGACCUUGACAGAGAUCCCUCAGAAUGCCAGCCACGGUACGACUUUACUCACAUUGAUGUUAAUGUAUCCAGAGAGUCCUCAGGAUUCAACUUCAGACAUGCUCGCUAUUUUAAAACUGGGUCUGGAGAAAGCUACCGAACACAUUUCAAAGUGUUUGGUAUACGCAUCAACAUUAUGGUGCAUGGGAAGGCUGGAAAGUUCUGUAUCAUACCCACCAUUAUCCAUAUAGGCUCAGGACUAGCUUGUAUUGGUGGUGGGGCCUGGUUCUGUGACUGGAUUCUUCUUUACCUGAUGAAAAAUAGGGAGUUCUAUAAGGACUGGAAGUUUGAAAAUGUGAAGAAUAGUACUACAGAGGAUAUAAAACAAACCCCAGAGGAGCAGCAGCUCACUGACCUAUCGCCUGAGGUUUAACACCAUGGCAGCAGCUCACUGACCCAUCGCCUGAGGUUUAACACCAUGGCAGCAGCUCACUGACCCAUCGCCUGAGGUUUAACACCAUGGCAGCAGCUCACUGACCCAUCGCCUGAGGUUUAACACCAUGGCAGCAGCUCACUGACCCAUCGCCUGAGGUUUAACACCAUGGCAGCA